AUGGAUCCUUUUAUUAUUCGUGGAACUUCGUCCACAAUAACUCAACGUCGAGCUCAACCCGUUUCACAGCAGUCUCACUCAAAUAGUAUGUCGCGUAGAAGUUUUUCAACAGCAUCGCCAUCUAAAGAAGGGAAAGAUAUGAUUGGUACACUCUCCACACAAAAACAAUCAUUAAAGCUAUCAUCGAAAAAAUCAUUGACUUUGCCAGAAUUAAGACAAGUUUUAGAAGCAUGGAAAGAGCCUGAAACUUUUGCAGACGUUAUGGAGGCAAAGGAAAGAAUCGUGGAUUGCUUUAAACAACGCUUAGAUAAUUUGAAUUUAUCGUUUCUUUAUAUAAGUACUCUUCCUGAUGUUUUUGACGGAAUGCAACAUGUACAUUAUUUAUCGAUCGACAACAAUUAUUUUUCAGAAAUACCACGGUUUUUAACUAAGUUAACUUCCUUAAAACGAUUAACUAUUUCCAACAAUGUGCUAUCCGAAGUGCCUGAUUUUAUCAAGGAAUUCAAACAAUUGGAAUUCUUCAAUGCCGAAAGUAAUCAACUUGAAAAGGUUUCUGAAGAAUUGGGACGUUUGUCAAAGCUUCGAACGCUAAUGUUGGCUCAUAAUCGUAUUAUGAAAUUUCCUCAAAAUAUCCAUCGCAUUAAAAAUCUUGAACUAGAAGAUCAAAUUCCACUGGCACGUUUUGGCGACCUUUCUCCUGAAUUUGAAGCACGAUGGAAAGAAACUUUUCAACAUGAAGUGGCAUCAGGCUACUUCGAGAUUUGGAUGGCACGUUAUGAAGAAAUGCUCAGACUACCAACGGCUGAAAAAUAUCGCCAAAUGUUUAAAGAGCGUAUGAGUAGGUUGCUGAAUGCGAUGGUGAACAGUGCGGAUUUUCGUAAAUUGUGUUUUGACAAAGCAACUAGUGUUAUUCAAACGUCUCACGACGGUAUUUUAUUUUCCCUAUUCGAAUUGGAAGUCCAACUAGUUGAACAACAAAUAAUGGAAUUACAAUUACCUGAUGAGGAUGUUCGCCAGGAAGUUGAGCGAGCCUUUAAUUUUUAUCGCUUACAAGAACUUGCUAUAUUACGCGCACAAAAAGGUUCGUAUGAAAACAAUGCGACUGCAGAGGAAGAAGUAGUCGAUGCACAAGAAACGGUGUUGUUUUAUUACAUCUCUCCUGCAAACACUUUGGAAAUGCCAUUGAAUUGCGAAACACCACGUUUUAUGUAUCAACCAGACUCGGCUCUAGCAGAUCAUCAUGAUGUAAGAAAAGCGGUCGAAGAAAUUCGACGAGAAAAAGAAGAACGUGGCCCAGAUUAUCUGAUUGAUUUUGUUUUGGAUAAGGACUAUUGGAUUAAUUAUUUAUCGAGACGUUACGCAAGUUUUAUCACGGAACACACACAAGUUUUUGUGGAUGAGAUGGAAGAAAUAGAAGAAAAAAAAGACACGCUUAAUGAAUAUGAUUAUCUCACGAAAAUGAAUGCUUUAGUCACUGAUAAGAAUCAAUCAGAACAAAAAUUAUAUUAUCAGCUGACUAAGAAUAUUGUUGCAGAUUGA
Molecule: messenger RNA, 1539 nt
Organism: Rotaria socialis
Lineage: Eukaryota; Metazoa; Rotifera; Eurotatoria; Philodinida; Philodinidae
Source: the annotation of a GenBank genome assembly